Messenger RNA from Lemur catta (Ring-tailed lemur), 2586 nucleotides. RefSeq names its product zinc finger protein 554 (gene ZNF554). Gene Ontology annotation, biological process: regulation of transcription by RNA polymerase II. The record is from RefSeq and is a predicted model, not a curated record. The transcript is spliced from 3 exons. Gene Ontology annotation, molecular function: DNA-binding transcription factor activity, RNA polymerase II-specific; RNA polymerase II cis-regulatory region sequence-specific DNA binding. Bases 686 to 2095 code for a protein of 469 amino acids. NCBI's taxonomy places the organism in Eukaryota, Metazoa, Chordata, Mammalia, Primates, Lemuridae.
UUUCACAGUCUCCUGGUUUCUCUGACAGAUCAGAUGAUCUUAUUCCCUCAGUAUGAGAUAGCUAGAGUGGCCAUUCAAUUGCAUGUCCUAGUUCAGCCCAGAUGACGUCUCUGAUUCCUCCUGGGUAUGGAGUCAGAGUAUUUGUAACUCUCUCUGCCUAUGUAAAGAGCCAUAAUUUUUUAAAAAGUGUUUUCUAUUGUAAAAUAUAUAUCACAUAAAAUUUGCCUUUUGAGUAUACGGUUCGGUGGCCUUAAGCACAUUUAUGAUGGUAUGCAGCCAACACAACUAUCCAUUAACAGAACUUUUUUAUCCUCCUAAACUGAAACUCCGUACCCAUUAAACACUGACUUCCCAUUUUCCCCCUGCACCCCGGCCCCUGGAAACCACUAAUCCACUCUCUGUCUGUGUGGAUCUGCCUGUUCGGGACGUUUUGUAUGAAUGGAAUCAUAUAAUAUGUGCUCUUUUGUGUCUGGCUUCUCUCACUGGGCACGAUGUUUUCCAGACUCCCCACAUUAUAGCCUGUGUCAGAGCUUUCUCCGUGGAUGAAUAAGAUUCCCUUGUAUGUAUAUAAUGUAUUUUAUUUAUCCGUCAGUUGAUGGACACUUGUAUCGUUUCCACCUUGCGGCUGUCGUGAAUAACGCUGCUGUGAACAUUAGCGAAUAAGUAUCUGUUGUUCUUUGGGUAAAUGCCUAAGAGCGGAAUUGCUGGAUCAUAUGAAGCCCUGAAAACCCAAAGUACUGAUACAGGUAUCAAGGACAGUCCAUUUUCCCCAGCACACACCCCUCAAGUCACCAGGCUUUCCCCAUGUACCGGGUAUUCAGUCUUUCAGCCAGUGGAGCCUUUCCAUUUGCAGCAAAGAGAAGCUCUGUGGGUGGAGGAAAAAGGAAUUCCCCAAGCCUCCUGUUCAGAUUGGGAGACAAGACUGAAAAUCCAAGAAUCAACUUACAAGAAGGUGGUUUUGGGGGAGGAACCAUCUGGUGGUGUGAAUAUUAUAAGGCUUACCGUAGAAGACUGGGGAUGUGACCAAUUCAAGGAGAACCACGAUGACCCCCGGAGGCUUUUGAGGCAAAUGGCAUCCAUCCAAAUAAAGGCAAUUGCUCAGCAGAAAGCAACUGCAUGGUGUGGAUUUGGGGACAGCGGUAAUCUGAGCUCAGACCUUGUUCUAUCUCAGGGAAGCUCAGUAGGAAAACGUGUCCAUGACAGUGAGCUACAUAUUGAGAGUUUAGCAUCUGAUUCAACCUUAAAGUGCCAUCAGAUGGGACAUGUAGCUCAGAGACCCUGUGAAAGUAAUGAAUGUGGAAAUGCCUACAGCCAAAACAGUCACCUUAUUCAACACGAAAGAACUCAAACAGGGGGGAAAACGUCUGUGUAUGCAGAAAAUGGGAAACCAUUGAAUCAUAAUAUGGCUCUUACUGUACACAACAAAAUUAAUACAGCAGAGAAACCCUUUGAAUGUCACCAGUGCGGGAAGAUGUUUAACCGGAGACAUUCUUUGAGUGAACAUCAGAGAAUUCAUACGGGAGAGAAACCGUAUGAGUGUCAGGAAUGUGGAAGAGCGUUCACACACAGCUCAACCCUUACACGCCAUCUGAGGACUCAUACUGGAGAGAAGCCCUACGCCUGCAGCGAAUGCGGGAAAGCCUUCAACAGGAUUUCAUCUCUGACUCAACAUCAGAGGAUUCACACAGGGGAAAAGCCUUAUAAAUGUGAAGACUGUGGAAAAUCCUUCUGCCAGAGCUCUUACCUGAUUUUGCACAAGAGAACGCACACUGGCGAGAAGCCCUAUGAAUGUAACGAAUGUGGAAAAGCCUUCAGUGAUCGUUCCUCUCUCAACCAGCACGAGCGAACUCACACUGGGGAGAACCCCUAUGAGUGUAACCAGUGUAGAAGAGCCUUCAGCCAGAGGUCUUCCCUUGUAAGGCAUGAGAGAACUCACACUGGAGAGAAACCUUAUAGCUGUAAUGAAUGUGGGAAAGCCUUCAGCCAGAGCUCUUCCCUUAUCACACAUCAGAAAACUCACACUAGCCAGAAAACCUAUAAAAUAAUAGACUGUGCGAAAGCAUUCUAUCAGAGCAGCCACCUUAUUGGAUUUUAGUAAUUGCGUGCUGCCUCGUAAAACACCUCUUAGCACUCUGACAUAUAAACCUGGUUAGACUUUGCUCUGGGAUAAUGUACUAUUUGACAGGAAGUAGGUUCGUGUCACAUUCUUGAAAGACAGCUGAGGUAUAGAACUGAGGAGCCUUGUAAUGGGAGAAAUCACCAUUAAGCAAUACCCAGUGAGCUCCACCCUCUUAGAAAAGGUUGGCCAAUGGGAAUGCUAACAUGGAAUGGGAUUUUGCUGAAAACUAUCACAUGUUAAUUUAGUUGCUGAAACAAAAGAUAUUCUGUUUUAACUUUCAACUUAUUAAUUCAACAUUCAAUAUAUUGUUUCAAUAUUUUACUUAGUCAUUCCACCCCUGUUGGUCACUUAGCUAGUUCUUAAUUUUUCUCAUGCACUACUAUGGCAAAGCAGAGUGUGUGCUAAGAUGACAAGUGCUUUGGAUGUGAAAUAAUAAAAUAAUAAAGGAUGCAAAAUAGUGUGUGCAA